GGUUCGAUCGACUUCCAUUUGUCUCCGAGCAUUCCGUCGACUAACGUCCAGAACACGCGCUCCCUGCACCGGUGCGAAUCGAAUCCAUCGCGAGGAUGCGCGACGCCGCCCGUGCACGUCUGACCUAAUCACGAGCCCGAUUCUCGCGAGUUACCCGCGAAAACGCACUGCGUCGUCCAACACUUACGUCGCGGGAGUUACUCGGGUUUAAAGAUAUUGUCGCGUUCGCGUCGUCCCGUGAUCGUUGGUGAUCGUGAUUUGUGCGCGAGGGCACCGCGAACCGACCAGGACGAUCUGUGCACUUCCGGUCGACUGAAAUGAAACAUUGGAUAAGGCUCGUCUAAGAAGUCGCAAGAAUGGCGCGAAGAUUUUCGUGGUGCACGUUGGUGGCAUUGGUGGCGCUGCUUUUCGUCACAACCGAAGGUCUUCGUGAACGCAGUACUCAGGUCGACGAUCACAACACUCACGGUGCUAGAGAUCGAGGUACUCAGAGGUUUAAUUCUAAAUCUCCGGAAGAACCGACACCCACAUCGACCUUGAAAUUCACAAGGUCCCAAUCGACGCUAGACAGACCAUCGCAAUCGAAGAGGUCUUACAUAGAGAGGCCCAGCGAAGGAACUAGUCCCAAGUCUACCGUCGACUCGAAAACGAAAUUCGAAUCGAACAAACGUUCGAACUCCCGAACGACGGGAACGACCGAGAGAAAUGGAUUCUCAGCGGUGACAGAAACGACGAACAGUUCGAGAAGGAGCUACUCGGGGAAACACGGUGCUGAAUCGAAGAGGACGGAAUCGAUCAGCGGCAGAAGCGGCAAGAGAUACUCCCCGGAGAACAGCGAAGCAACGAAAUCAAAAACCGACGAGCAGAAAAGAACGUUCGCCAGACGGUUCAGCAAUUCAGAUGUUACCGAAAGAUUGGACAACAAAGGACCGUCUGUUUUUACGGCAACCACGGAAUUAUCGCGAUCUAGGACUGGGAGGAAGAUUCAAACGACUUACACACCGAAGGAUCUCAAGGCGCAGAUACCCUCGGCCAGGAGAUACAAUAAGAAGCACGCGGACGUCGAGGCGACCACGGACGCGUUCAAAAGAACCGAUGGGAGAGGCAGAUCCACGACGGAAAAGACAGAACGAAUCACCAGAUCCGGUAGAUCAAAAGCGAAUAACAGGGAGAACAAUGCUAUUAAUCGCAAGGGACAGGAUACUCUUCUCUCGGAGUCCGAGAGCGUCAGAGUCGACAUUCCUUUGGCAGUCGAAGGCACAGAGAACCCAAUAGUGGAUGUGACUGCUGGUUUUACCGCUUCCUCUCAGAGGCAGUUUCCUCCAGAGAUCAACAGAAGAUCGGAUACCAAGGAUUUAUCCAGAACCAACGUACGCACGGGAACCGAGAGGUCGAAGAGUCGUGGACGAUCGAACGAUUCCGAGUCGUCCAGAAACGGCUCCCGAAGAGGAGCGUCCAAGUUCAACGAUCACACGACCACCGAAGCGAGUGAGCAGACCGUUGGAUCGAGACGAAACAGCGUUUCUAGAGAUCGUUCGAGAGGAACGGACGCGAAGAAAGGUUCCGCGAACGAGUCGCGAUCCAGAUCGAGGGGUAGAAAUUUGGACAGCAUCGUGAAGCCCACCUCGACCACGUUCGAAAGGGACGUCAAACGGAAGUCGCCCGCGGGGGACAGAAAUCCCCCGGAAAGGAGAUCGAGGAUCGCCGAGACCAACGCCAGAAGUUUUGAAAGCCGUGGACAGGAUCAGGAUGGGCGUGGGAGGCCUAGAAAUAGAUCCAGAUUGGAUUCUACGACGUCUGUUUCAUUAGACGUUACUACCAUCGCUGCACCAGACACGACAAUUUCCAACGACGAGGUGUCUGUUUCUACCGAAUCGGAAAUUGCCAGCACUACUGUGAAGCCUGUAGCUUUGGCUACAACCGUAGGAAAUGCAAGAAUAGCAGCGACAACGGCGAGACCAUCUUUAGCUACCACCGAGGGGCGAAACAGACGAAGAGGCAGAGGGGGGAAUCAAGGCAGAGCCGAGCAGAAAGAAGAUUUCUUCAAUCAUGGAUUAGGGUUCAGGGGUCGAAAGCUUUUACCGGACGUGUCGCCGUACCUGGGCCCGUCGAAGAAGCCUGUACCGUCGCAAAACGACUCGCAAUCGUAUGGAAAUCCCGGCUGGGCGCUCAGAAGGCGACCUGGUCACUCGAACAGCUCCGAGGUACCCCCUAAGACGUCGAUCCCCUCCGCGAGGGAUCAAACGAACGAAGUGAUCCCGCCGAACGAGCAAUCGACGAGCACCGAAACUGUAACGACCACGGUAGAAAGUUCCUCGACUACCACGAGAAGAGGCUUCAAGAAGCUACAGACAAACGCGGAAGAAAGUUCAACGACUGUUGGCAUGACGACGAAGGGUUUUAGAAGGGGUAACAAGACACACGAGAAAAAUAGAACUGGAGGAUUUGGCAAGGCCGACGCGGAGGAAAGUGAUAAUUAUCCGCCAGAUUUUAAAGCAAGAUUGUCUCAACUGAAGAAUACGAACACGAAAAUACCAGCCCCGAAAACUACCUCCAGAACACCUUUGGAGGGUCAGCUGAAGAAUAUGUUUGGUCGACGUUCGAGGACCAACUCGAAGACGUUCGAGCUCGAUGACCUCGAUACCGCAGCUUCAGGAAAUAUUUUGACGAAUCAAAGUUUAAUCGUGAAUCCGUUAACGUUGAUAAAUGGCACAGGAUUGCGACGCGUGAAAAGAACGUCCGCCGCUCUGUUCGCCGAAAGAUCGAAGAUGAAGCUGGAUCUGGCUAGGAGGUUAGUGAAGCCAGAGUUGAACAUCGAGGAGAACGAUCUCGACGCAACCACGGCCUCCUCUUUCAGCAAAUCGAAACCAGCGACCGGCAAACCGUCGAUCGCCGGGACGAGCAAGGUCGCCAAGUUCACCAAGCCGGGCGCGAACGAGCGCAGACAUUCGAUCGAGAACUCGCGGGAGGACUCGAAACUUUCCAGACUGAGGAAAGGUCUCGAGGACCCGUCCAAGGUUACCAUCAGACCGUUCACCUCGAAGAAAGGACGAAUAAUAUCCGAGAGAAUGGUCACUUCGAUCUCGAUCGAAGAGAAAGUGGAGGACGCCACGAAACCGUACGGGACCACGGAUCCAUCUGUCAUCACCGUGUCCUCGGAAGAGGCGUCGGCGACUACCCUCGACUCGACGAGGAUACGCCCCGGUUCUCGCAAGAAGUCCAAAGAAGAAGCGUCUCGCGAGAACAGCAGCGAUUCCGUUACCACUAUUAAACCGAAGAAAUCGAGUAAACAAAACUAUGCCCAUCAGCCGCGUAAUAGAAAGACGCACGACAGUCCCGUGACCCCGACCGAAAGAACGUCGAAGGAAUCGCAAGAGGAAAACGUUAUUCAGAAAUCGAAAUUUAGCAAUGGCGUUACCAAACCGAGCUUUCGACCACGUUACAGUAAGAGGACGAAGGACAACUCGUUAGAGGAUAAGACAACGGAAGUGGCCGGUACCACGAGGCUACCGGCUGCUACCAGCAGAUACUCCAGAAAGAAGGCGGUGGUGAAGUCUGUGGAAAGCGUGCAGAAAAGCACAUCAGAGGGACCAGUGAUGCAGACGAGGAAGGUCGAGUUUAGGCCAAGGACCGCGACCUACAGAAGACAUUCUGAGGUCCCUACGACCUUGGUCGAAUCCACCACCAAGAUAGACGGCGCUGGAGUCGCCAUCACUCCUCGAUCGCAGAGGUACCACUCCAGUUUGAAGUCCACGUCGCCGUCCCCUCGAUCGGUACCGCAGGAACCACAGGUGAAUCUGCAGAUAGCGAACGACACCGUGCAGCAAACGCCAGGAAUUACCGGCAGCAGCAACGGCGACAGCGGCAACACGAACGUCUUCAGCCCCACCAGAAGCGCGUUUAUAACCGGAAACGCGACGCUGCUGGAGCAACUGAGAAGCACCGUGGCGCCGCUGUUGAGCUCACUCGGUAACAAGACGCCCGUAUUUUCUGGCUCCUACAGCAAUGUCAACAACGCGAAUUCAGCCCCCAGAAUCACGCCAAGCGGAGGGCCGCCGCGUUUUAGCGCGAGAUACAAAGGCGCGGAAUUGUUUAUCAGAAAGCAGAAUAAUAUUUAUCAGCCCACCGUGCCAUCGAUCACUAGUUCGUCCACCACGCCAGUCACACCCGUAGAGAAUUCCGGCUCGGCACCACCGAUCGACGUCUCGAGCCCUGGCGAGCCUCGAUUCUUCACCAUUUACCAGGCGUUGGAGUCGGCUAGCAUCAAGAACGAACAGUUACUAGGAAACGCAAGCGUACAGGGAGAACAGCAAGUUGGCAGGGUCCCUCAGGUAGACUUUAACGCCACUGUCGCUAACGGAACCAGCAACAAUUCUAACAAUGACACUACAAGCCCGACCAUGAGCCCACAGACCCCAGACACAACCACUAUUCAGGAUAUCACAUUGAUCCCGAGAUUAUCCGAGGAAACGGAGAACUCCACCUCCGUGGUUAAUACAGGGGCCCCCGAAACACCCUCCACUACCGAACAAGUAUCCACCAGCACUGUAUCAUCCUCCAGUACUGAACAGGUCACCACAAGUACAGAAUCAUCCUCCAGUACCGAACAGGUUACCACAAGUACAGAAUCAUCCUCCACUACCGAACUGGUAUCCACCAGUACGGAAUCAUCAUCCACUACCGAACAGACCUCCACAAACGCCGAUUCAGCGUCCAUGCCCGAACAAGCCAGUACAGAAUCACUCCCACGUAACACAGAUACGACAACAACAGCCGCCGGAACUUCGAAUUCCGUUGCAGAAACGACCACCGUUCCAGCGAAUCAGAAUCUUGGAUCGACCACGACCGCCACCACAGAUAUUCCAGCUGUUACCAGCGCGGUGCCUGAAAGUAGUUCCGAUUUGUACGGCAGCGUUCCACAGACCACCACCACGGAUGGUGCAAACAUUAAUACAACCGAGAGUCCGGAGACUAAUACUAUACAAUCGUCGGAUGUAACUUCGACGCAAGCAGCGGACGCUAGUUCGGCAGCUGCCACUACGACUGAAUCGGAAUCGAAUAAUAUCAUCGAUGCAGAGACAACCACGACAACGCCUAUAGCUACGUCCACGUUGAAGAGUAGACUGAUAGACUUUGCACAGGAUAUUUUGUCUCGUCUGCAAGCGUCUUUGAACACAACUACUGUACCAAGUCAGGAUAUCACGACGACGAUAUUCCCGGAGAACGAGAUAUCGAACGUGAUAUUGGACUCGAACAGGAAGAGUACUUUGGAGGUUCUCGCGCAGUUGAACAGGGUGGAAACGACGACUGGUCAGGGGGAAAUGGGAACGACCACGACCAUGUCGCCGGUUACGAUGGAUCAGCCCGGUUUGACAACAACCGAAGGAAUGACUACACAAAGCGCAGUAGGUUCAGUUAGUACUACGUUACCUACGACUGCGACCGAUCAAUCUAAUGCAGUCGUAACCACUCAAGAAGACAGCAUGCAGGACGACAUAAACCUAGUCACAACCACUACAGCACCAACAACAACACAAGAUUCUCAAACAGUUUCGAACAGCGAUUCAAACAAUUUUACAAAUCUCCCGUUAGACGUUGAAGUAACUACCGCUUCGACGGUUACUUCUACCAAUGACACUUUACUAACAGAAUUAAUGUCCAUCGCCAAGACGCUUCUCUCGGAAGAAAUAAGCGAUAACGAGGAAUCAGUGUCUGCUCAAAACUCAAACAACACUUCUAGUUUAACGAACGACGUAUUAGACACGACUCAGGCUGCAGAAUCAUCGUCGAUCCCCCCAGAUGUUACGACAGAAUCCGUAGAGUCAACAUCGACCACUGUAGCAAUGCCAGAAUUAACUACUUCCUCCGACGAUCCUUCCCAGAACGAGGUGGAUUCCGUAGACUUCACAACGACUGGUUCACCUUCAGAAAGCUCUUCCGACACGCCCACUACAACCCUCCAAAGCAAUGUAGUAGACAACGAGGCAGAAGUUGCGCAAACAAAUCAAACCACAUCGUUAGGACCCCUUGUCGAUACCGUAGAAUCAACCACCCCCUCGAUUACGACAGAAACUGAGACACGAGCGACUAUCUCGAGUAGAAUUUUAUCCGAUAUCGAAACGGGCCUCGACACAACAACACAAUCUCAGACAACUACACCAAGUACAAUAAUGACAGUCACGCCUACGGAGAAUCUUGAACUAACCACUAACAGCGACGAUUUAGCAUCGAACUCGAUGACCACGACCGAGACUCGAACGUCUUCUGGACAAACCACAGAAGCAGUCACCGAAUCUACAGAAACCGCAGCACAACUAACUAAUCUCACAAUAGUAACGUCACAGCCUGUGAUGGACACUAGCACUAAUCAACCCGAAGCAUCUACGACGAUCACGGUCCCUGAAACUAUCCCUUCCUCUGUAAAUACGAUGACCACGCCGUCAGCAUCCUCCGAAUCGAACGUUGAACAAACCACGGUGGUGCCCGAUACAGAAUUAGUUGAGAAUGUAACGAGUAACGUAGACGUUGAGACUAACCAAAAACUAGAGUUGGAGUUAACGCCAACGACUACAGAAACGAUUGGCGACGAAGCGACCACGCCAACGAUUACAACCACGGCGCCGCUGGAUGUUAAUUCAACGGAUGUCACUGAGGCUACUACUAACCAGUCCCCUCUAACAACCAUCACAGAGCCCACAAUGGAUAUAACUACUAACACGCCCGGUGAAACGACAAUCAUCCCCCAAACGACCCCAAACCCUGAGAACGAAACUCCAACUGUUGUUGCCCGUUUCCAGGAUACAACAUCAGCAACCGCCCAAGGGACGGCAGGUUCGGGAAUCGGCCAAACGACCGAGAUCACAUCCUCCCCUGUCACAGAAUCCUCUGCCGUUUCAUCCACCGAGUCCCCCACUUCUUCUAGUCCCGAUUCUUCUCUCAUUACAACCACAUCAUCUUCGGUCGAGACAACGACAACGACGACAACUACGACCGCGACAAUGACGACGACCUCGACGACCACUGGACGCCCUUCUGACGGGGGGACAUCAACGCCUCAAACGACGACAAUGCCAACGAGAACGGACGUCGUCACUGUGAUGGCGGUGACCGAGACAACGGUUCCCAUGCAGACCACCACCGUCGAUAUAAACGAGAAUCUCGUGUCCACCGAAGCUUCCACCAACGCUCCGGGGACCACUGUUUCGACGAACGCUGGAGGAAGUGCAGUGAACGCAUCAGGUAGUGCAACGACUACGCAAGCAACGCCUGGGAUGACGAUGCCCACGAGACCUUUGAGCGGUCAGAUCGCUCAGGCUCCCACGACACCGUACUUAGGUCGAUUCGGAGGCAGCAGACUGACGCCAGCUCCACGCUUCAGUCCAAGCUCUAGCACCAGAGCGCCUCUGAGAGAUUACUUGAUCUAUGGAAUUUAUCCUAACAAAACGAUCGUUAGGAAGCGACCGGAGGACAACCUGAUCGACGCCAGGAACGUGGACAGCCCGUACGUGGUAUUCGGUAUCUUCCCGGACGGCAGGCUGGUCCGGAAGUUCCCGAACGGGACGAUAAUACCGGAUCCACCUAGGAACCCGGUCGAGGUUGUGUUCUCACUUAGCACUUCCACUACCACUAACAGGCCACCACCCAGACCGUAUUAUAACCAGGUUAACCAAGGCACUUACAAUCAGUAUCGAGGCCCCGGCAGCGUUAAUCUUGGCCUUUCUGGUAACGCGAUCGUCGGCCCCAAUGGAGGUGGACCCGGUUUCACGGGACCACUUGGUACCCCUGCUAGCGUCCCGAGCACCAACGAAAUGAGCAAUAACCCGUUGAAUACGCAAAUGGGGACACCGUCGAGUGCAAUGUCUGCGAUUCCCGGUCUGCUGACGCCGACAGUAAGUACCGGUCGACCGCCGACCGAUUCGCAGGGCGGUCGUAUCGUCCAAGAUCGAGAGAGGGACGAGGCCACCAGGACGAAAGAGGCCGGAGGUCAACGCAGCUCCGUGUACAUCGGACAGGACAAGUUCGUCAACUAUUGGACCGAUGGGGCGCCCGCCACUAACCCCCGCGUUGUCAGUGUAAAUAUAAAUUCAGUAGCUUCCGCUGCCAAUGAGGGACCAUCGUCGUCCGUACCAUCUUUCGAGAAUCUCUUGAACAAUCAGCCAUCAGGUCGAGUCACAGCCCCGCCUGGAUUUCCGUGGAGGGAUCCGUUGGAUCAGAUCUUUGGAAUUACCACCUCCUCUCCGGUGAUAACAGCUUCGGUCGCUUCGAACACUCUGGACGAUCCGGCAGAGGCAAAUGGCUCGUUCCCUCCACGUCCGAUCAAUCCAUUCGUCGAAGUCUUCACUCCGUUCUCUAGCGUGAUUGGCACCCCAAACACAGUGUCUUCUACUCCACCAGCAGCUAAUGUUGCUCCAACAACGAUGCCACCUCCUACAACUACGACACCUGCACCCACAACUACUCCUCCUCCUACUACUACUACACCAACAACUACAACAACUACAACCACAACAACUACGACUACAUUGGCUCCAACAACAACAACAACUACAUCCACCACCCCACGGCCUGCAACGACUGCUCCAGCAACGCAAACAACAGCAACUGCUUCUCAAACCACAGCUAGUCCCUCGUCUGCAACGACUCCGUCUAGCCAAUCGAACAAUUUGGUCACGAAUACGCAGCAACAGAACGCGUUUGGCACAACGUUCGACGACUUGGCCUUUUUGAAUUCAUUGUUGCAGGGUUCCUACAGAAGUAGCACGCCCAAAACACUCACGCAGGUCGAGCAGCUUUUAGCAAACAAGAUUUUGUCGUUGGCGCUGAACAAACAAGGACCAACUCGAGCGCCAAAGGCCAUCAACGUCGAGAGUGCAUCGCCAAACUCGAUCGUCCAGUCCUCGCCAAGGUCCCCGUACGAGCCAAUAGUGAUCGAUCUAUCUCCAUCGUCAACGGCAGCAGCUCCCACGUGGAACAAAGCAACGCAGCAGCAAACCACCGAGAACUCAGUUAAUAAUUUGGUAUCCCAGCAAGUAACUUGGAAGCCAGUUUCGACCACCACCACGAAAAGAACUGUGGAAUCGAGCACAGCUACUUCACCGGCAGUUAAAACGACUCUGAUAAGCACGACCAAAGCUCCGGUGGUUAACACAAUCAAACCGGUGACAACUCCAAGACCAAGGACUACUACUCAAGCGCCACUAGGUUUCGGCGCCAGCCUCUGGCAGGCUUUGUUCGGCGGUGGGUUGUUCGCACCACCGCCCACUCCGAAGCCUGCGAAACCGAAACAAGCGAAAACCUUGCAAAAAUCUGUCAGCAUCACUCCGAAGCCUGUUCAAACGACGCAAAAGUUAGAAACCACUAAAGCAGUUCCGUCCACCACGACCUUCCGAAGCGUGGACAUUUCGAAGAUCGAAGUGAACACUCCCAGUUCCGUUGCAAGAAUUACAAAAUCGACUACACCCAGCUCGAUAUCCACUACUAAACUCUCGUUGCUGAACAAUCCAAAUCCGAGGUUGCCCAACGUUGAGAUGUCGUCGUUCACCUCCGAAGACGACGCGAAGUUCUUGCUUAAAUUGCUGCGCGUUGCUCAGGAGGAAAAUAAAGCCAGUGCCUCGAAAACGUCAUCUGGCUUGAGUAAAGACGAUGAAUCUUUCUUAAGAGCGAUAUUAAGCGGACGAUCUCUCACGACAACCCCCGCCCCGUCAACCGAAAUCAAUAAUGCUGCCUUGUUGGCGGCGUUGUUAAAGGCUCAAGGCAUAGAACCGCCGACUCCUUCGACAAACAUUAGAGAACAACUACUGUUAGCCAGCCUCGGCCAGAGCGUCACCUCUGCUCCAACCGCAUCCCCGACUACCGAGACUACGACAAUUACGACAAGGCCGCCAUCGACUGCAACUCGACCUACGGAUACCACGAAAAAGACGGUGACACCGAGACCAACCUCAGGACCAAGGAUACGCACUACAACGUGGUCGCCGAGCUCGACAUAUCCGCCCCCCCUCUUCAGUUCCUUCUCCAAUUACGGUAUUCCGGUACAGUCGCUCGGCGGCGAGAAUUCUGGAAAUGGCGCGUUAUUCGGUGCUACCAGAGCAUUCAGUCAGUUUCUCGGCGCUGCCCUCAGUGGGGCGGCGCAGCAGUUGCAGUCCUUAGUCAGAAAUGGCACUAGAAUCGUGUCAGAGGCGGUGGGUGGAUAGAGACAUCGGCAGGGAAAGAAAAUUAAUAUAUAUUCCCUAGGAUAAGAAAUUAAUUCGGUUUAUUCUCUUUAACCUGAGAAUUCGGUACGGUGGGAGCGUACGCGGGAGGACAAUUUUGCUUUGGAGGAUCUGGUGGCAGCCGAUACCUGGAACAAGCGUUCGCAUAAAUAAGAUCCUCGACGAAUCUUGCCGAUAGAUUAAGUGUUCGUUCGAUGUCGGUGGAAAACAUUUCAAACUUCAUUCUUUUUUAUGUAUAGAUCGUAGCGUUACGUGUAAUAGCUGAUAGUCUAACUUGGGUGAUUAUUGAUUACGUAUUUUAUUAUAAUCAGUGUAGAUAGUAGCGGGCAUGACGCUUGAAGCGCGAUUCGAUACCUAAUCCUUAAAACACGGGGGCCUUGAAUAACCUCCUCUAAAUAAUUUUUAUCAUUCGCGAAUUGAACGAUAUUGAAUUUAAUAUCAACUGUGUCCUCAAUUUUAAUCGAACUUCGUAUGGAUAAUUUUAUUUAGAAUUAUUUCGAAGUUGUCCAGGUCUUCCAAGGGUCGCUGUCGCCCGUGUUUUAAGUUUUAAGGGCUGGAGCCCUCGGUAGCGAGGGCGGAGACACCCGAUGACGAAAUUCUUGAAGGCUUCCGGUCUCGAGUUUUCGAUAGGAGCAAACGACGCUUUGCAAACGUUUCUGGGGUAGCGUCGUAACGGUACGGCGCCUCGUACCUCCUGAGACAUUUGUAACGUUCGUCGCAAUUAAGGUAAUUAAUCCGGGGAGGGGAAGGGUGGGGAGGGGGGUCGACGACGCGCCUUGUCACGAUUCGCGAGACAGUGACGAUCCGCGAAACGCGUAUCGACGCGGGCGCUGCCGCCCACCCACAAAGAUCGAUUCAACGGCGACCUCGUCGGCGAUGCUGCGCUAAGAAGGUUGUAAUUUAAAGUAUCUCUUGAAUGGGAGCGAGAGUGAGAACGUGUGCAUGCGUGUGAGCGAAAAAGAGAAAUAGAGAGUGGGAGAAAAAGAGA
Molecule: messenger RNA, 11199 nt
Organism: Colletes gigas
Lineage: Eukaryota; Metazoa; Arthropoda; Insecta; Hymenoptera; Colletidae
Product: mucin-17-like
Exons: 19
Coding region: 357-10193 (3278 amino acids)
Source: RefSeq, a predicted model, not a curated record